Erigeron canadensis is the source of this 4025-nucleotide messenger RNA. Its product is annotated as zinc finger protein BRUTUS. The record is from RefSeq and is a predicted model, not a curated record. The coding region runs from base 214 to 3771 and encodes 1185 amino acids. Gene Ontology annotation, biological process: protein ubiquitination; ubiquitin-dependent protein catabolic process. The transcript is spliced from 14 exons. Gene Ontology annotation, cellular component: nucleus. Lineage: Eukaryota; Viridiplantae; Streptophyta; Magnoliopsida; Asterales; Asteraceae. Gene Ontology annotation, molecular function: ubiquitin protein ligase activity; zinc ion binding.
UUUUACAAUCUCCGUUACCUCCGUAUUCCUAGAGAGAGAAACUAAUUAAAACAAAAAGUUUUAGAGAGAGAACGUUAGUUGUUGUUUGUUGAUGAGACUGGAGACAUAUUUAGGGUUUGUGAAAUCUGAAUCAGAUUACAUCAAUUAAUAUACAUACAUAUAGAUAGAUAUAGAUAUAGAUAUACUGUAGAGAAGAUUCUGUACGUAUAUAUAAUGGCGACGCCAUUAACGGGAUUGCAACACCGGGACGUAGGAGGAGGAGUGGCGGUGAUGGCGCCGGUGAACCAGAUAGAUCCGGCGAAUGGUAAUAUAGGAGGUGCAUCGAAGAAACAGAGCUGUUCAUCGCCUAUACAUAUAUUUUUGUAUUUUCAUAAAGCGAUAAGGUCGGAAUUAGACGCCUUACAUCGUUCCGCAAUCGAUUUUGCUACUAAUUCUCAUGUGGAAAUUGAGCCUUUGCUCAAACGGUAUCAUUUCCUUAGGUCGAUUUAUAAGCAUCACUGCAAUGCUGAAGAUGAGGUUAUUUUUCCAGCCCUUGAUAUCCGUGUGAAGAAUGUGGCCCGAACUUAUUCUCUCGAACACGAGGGUGAGAGUGUAAUUUUUGAUCAACUCUUUGCAUUGCUAGAUUCAGAUAUGCAAAAUGAAGAGAGCUUUAGGAGAGAAUUAGCAUCUUGCACAGGAGCCCUUCAAACAUCAAUUAGCCAACACAUGUCCAAGGAGGAGGAGCAGGUGUUACCCUUGCUGGUUGAGAAGUUCUCCUUUGAGGAACAAGCUUCGUUAGUUUGGCAGUUUUUGUGUAGCAUUCCGGUGAAUAUGAUGGCAGAGUUUCUUCCAUGGCUUUCAGCCUCCGUAUCUUCUGAUGAACGCCAGGAGAUGCGUAGUUGCUUAUGCAGAGUAAUCCCAGAAGAAAAGCUCCUUCAACAGAUUAUUUUUACGUGGAUGGAUGGUGUCAAUCCUGUUAAGAAACGCAAAAGUUCUGAAGAUGAUGCCACAUAUCAGUGUGCAUGUUCUCCCAGAGUAAAAAAACAAGAACCUUCCGAUUCGUCUCUUGAUCGUCCGGUAGAUGAAAUACUGCACUGGCACAAGGCUAUAAAAAAGGAAUUAAUUGAUAUAGCCGAGGAUGCUAGAAGGAUACAAUUGUCUGGAGAUUUUUCAGACAUUUCUGCUUUUAAUAAGAGGUUGCAGUUUAUUGCAGAAGUUUGCAUAUUCCACAGUAUUGCAGAAGAUAAAGUUAUAUUUCCCGCUGUAGAUGCGGAACUCUCUUUUGCACAAGAGCAUGCAGAAGAAGAGAGUGAAUUUGACAAAUUUAGAUGUCUGAUUGAAAAUAUAGAAAAUGAUGGAGCGAACUCAUCUUCGUCUGAAUUUUGUUCCAAAUUGUGCUCACAUGCUGAUCAUAUCAUUGCCAUCAUUGAUAAGCACUUCAAGAAUGAAGAACUGCAGGUUCUCCCACUUGCACGCAAUCAUUUUAGUCCAAAAAGACAACGCGAGCUUUUAUACCAAAGCUUAUGUGUGAUGCCAUUAAGAUUAAUCGAGUGUGUGUUACCUUGGUUGGUGGGAUCACUUACCGAAGAGGAAGCAAAAUCCUUUCUGCAUAACAUGCAUAUGGCAGCUCCGGCUUCGGAUGUUGCACUUGUUACCCUUUUCUCGGGCUGGGCUUGCAAAGGACGGCCGCGGGAAACAUGUUUGUCUUCUGGUGAAUCUGGUUGCUGUCCUGCAAAAGCAUUUUUGGAAAACAAUGACGGCUCCAAUUUAUCUUUCUGCCCCUGCAACCCGCCAAACAAGCGAUGCAAUUCAACUUCACGGAAAGAAAGCAAUGGUUUUGCUGCCUCUGGAACCCUAGCUGAUCAAGCAAAACAGUCCUGUUGUGUUCCCGGGCUCGGGAUGAAUAGUAGCAAUUUGGGAACGGGUUCUGCAAAGUCAUUACGUUCCUUAUCUUUUAGCCCGUCUGUUCCUUCAUUAAGUUCCAGUCUUUUUAACUGGGAAACAGGUAUAAGCUUGAUUGAUGAAGGUACAGGUCGUCCCAUUGAUACCAUUUUCAAAUUUCAUAAGGCGAUUCGCAAAGACUUGGAGUUUCUUGAUGUCGAGUCAGGAAAAUUGACCGAAUCAAGUGAGAGUUUUCUCCACCAGUUUAAUGGUAGAUUUCGUUUGUUAUGGGGUUUAUAUAGAGCUCAUAGUAAUGCGGAGGAUGAUAUUGUGUUUCCUGCAUUAGAAUCAAAAGAAACUUUACAUAAUGUUAGUCACUCGUAUACCUUAGACCACAAGCAAGAAGAAAAGCUUUUUGAGGAUAUAUCAACCUCACUUUUUGAACUUUGUGAACUUCAUGAUAACUGGAGUAAAAUCAAUUCCGAAUCUGAUGAUCGUAAUGAUACUUUGAGAAAUUACAAUGAGCUAGCUACAAAGGUUCAGGGAAUGUGCAAGUCCAUUAGAGUAACCCUUGAUCAGCAUAUUUUGCGUGAAGAACUUGAACUAUGGCCUCUGUUUGAUAGACAUUUUACGGUGGAAGAGCAGGAUAAGCUUGUGGGUCGAAUAAUUGGUACCACAGGUGCUGAGGUGCUACAAUCAAUGUUGCCAUGGGUGACAUCUGUUCUUAGUCAGGAGGAACAGAAUAGAAUGAUGGACACAUGGAAGCAAGCGACCAAAAACACCAUGUUCACCGAGUGGCUCAAUGAAUGGUGGGAAGGAUCUUCUCCAUCAUCAGAUGCAUCACCAUCAGAUGUAGAAUCAGAGAACAACAUUUCACAAGUUUCCGAUGUACAUGAAGGCUUGGAUCCAAAUGAUUAUACUUUCAAGCCCGGGUGGAAAGAUAUCUUUCGGAUGAAUCAAAAUGAGCUCGAGUCAGAGAUAAGAAAAGUUUCCAGGGAUCCUACUCUUGAUCCCAGAAGAAAGGCUUAUCUUAUCCAAAACCUUAUGACCAGUCGUUGGAUUGCUGCUCAGCAAAAGUUACCUCAAGGAAGAAAUGGCGAAUCAUCAGAUGGUGAAGGUCUAUAUGGAUGCUCACCUUCGUUUCGUGAUGCAGAGAAACAAGUAUUUGGUUGUGAGCAUUAUAAGCGCAACUGCAAGCUUCGUGCUGCUUGUUGUCAGAAGCUAUUUACCUGUAGGUUCUGUCAUGACAAUGUCAGUGACCAUACGAUGGACAGGAAAGCAACAACUGAAAUGAUGUGCAUGAACUGUUUGAAAGUCCAACCUGUUGGACCAAUAUGCUCAACCCCUUCUUGCAAUGGACUAUCAAUGGCAAAAUAUUAUUGCAGUUAUUGCAAAUUUUUUGAUGAUGAAAGAACGGUAUAUCAUUGCCCUUUUUGCAACUUAUGCCGUCUUGGGAAGGGACUUGGAAUUGAUUUUUUCCAUUGUAUGACGUGCAACUACUGCUUGGGGAUCAAAUUGGUAGAUCACAAGUGUAGGGAAAAAGGCCUGGAAACAAACUGCCCUAUUUGUUGUGAUUUUUUGUUUACAUCAAGUGCAGCUGUCAGAGCGCUUCCUUGUGGUCAUUUUAUGCACUCUGCUUGUUUUCAGGCGUAUGCAUGUACACACUACAUUUGUCCAAUAUGCAGCAAAUCUAUGGGUGAUAUGUCGGUGUAUUUUGGUAUGCUCGACGCUUUAAUGGCUUCUGAGCAGCUCCCAGAAGAGUAUAGAGACCGCUGCCAGGAUAUACUGUGUAAUGAUUGUGAUAAAAAAGGAAGUGCUGCAUUUCACUGGCUUUACCACAAGUGUGGAGCAUGUGGAUCGUACAAUACCAGGGUAAUCAAGGUUGACCCAAUUAUGGAUUGCUCAAGCUAGAGAAGCUUGCCAGUAGAAUUGUAUAAACACAUUACAUUAUAUUAAUUUACGAUACAGUAGAAGUGAGGAUGUAAAUCGCCAUAUCUUUUUGUUGCCACGCAUUGUAUUCCUUUCUUUCCAGUUUUCAUAUAUAGAUUCAGGGUAGCAUAUGUGAAAAUAAAGCCGACACUUAGAAUAUCAUAGGAUUAUGCUAAAGUGAAAAGAUCAACAGUUCAGUUUUGUAGCUAUAGUAUUUGAAACCAUUUUGUCCUGCA